Arabidopsis thaliana (thale cress) is the source of this 1939-nucleotide messenger RNA. RefSeq names its product Minichromosome maintenance (MCM2/3/5) family protein. The coding region runs from base 288 to 1172 and encodes 294 amino acids. NCBI's taxonomy places the organism in Eukaryota, Viridiplantae, Streptophyta, Magnoliopsida, Brassicales, Brassicaceae. The record is from RefSeq and is marked reviewed. Gene Ontology annotation, molecular function: GTPase activity; GTP binding. Gene Ontology annotation, cellular component: mitochondrion. The transcript has 4 exons.
AAAACAUUCCCUUAAAUCAACAUUUAAAACAAAGCAAGAAGAUAUUAUUUUUCAGUGUUUGAUUUGCCUUGUAAAACGACGGACAUCCAGAUUUUUCGAAUCGAAUUCAACCGAAUAACGGAUCAAAUCGGAUCUAACGAAUAUUUUGCCCAGCGCAAGAGUAAACAUCAUAUAUUCAGCAAUUACAAAUUUAAUGCGAAGAUCUCUCUCCCUCUCUCUCUGUAAUCAAUGUCAACACUAAUAUCUUGGAAGACAAGCCAUUUCUUAGAACCUUCUAGAUUUUACCUAUGCAGACAUUUUCUUCCGCCGCCGCUCUCACCUCCAUCCUCCGUCGUACAACGAUCUAUCACGGCGGAUUUGGAACUGGUCUCCGAAUCCGCCGCAGCUUUUAUUUUCUCUCAGCGAUACGACAAGAGAACCCUAAUGUCACUAAAAAUCCCCACCCGAACAAGACUAUUCUCAGAUCCUUCUUAGCUCCGGUUCUCCCGUUAGACGAAAAACCUAACCUCGUUGAGCUUCAAGCCAUCGGUACAAUCGCCACCGCUCUAGCUGACUACAUGCGCGUCAUUGUUCAAGAUGUACCUGAGAGUGAUAAUGGAGAGGAUGAUAAGAUUGGCGUUGAGUUGCUUUGUGUGGUGAGAAAGUUACUGAAGAAGAUAGGUAGGACUGUUCUUGUUGGUGAUAAAGUUCUCGUUGAUAAAGUUGAUUGGGUUGAUCGGAGAGCUAAGAUUAUCAAUGUGUUUGAUCGAGUCUCGGAGGUUUUGGAUCCACCGGUUGCGAAUGUUGAUCACUUAGUGAUUCUGUUUUCUCUUGAUCAACCUAAGAUUGAUCCAUUUACACUUACUAGGUUCUUGGUGGAAGCUGAAUCUAUUGGAAUUCGAAUCACAGUUGCUUUGAACAAAUGUGAACUCGUCACUCAAGAGGAAGUGGAAUCUUGGAAGAUAAGAUUGCGUAGUUGGAACUAUGAACCAUUGUUCUGUAGUGUGGGAACUAAAGUCGGAAUUGAUGAGAUUGCGUUUAACCUGCGAAAUCAGACUUCUGUCAUUGUUGGACCUAGUGGUGUUGGAAAGUCCAGCUUAAUCAAUAUAUUGAGAAGUAGCUACGGUGGUGACAUUAAACACGAAGAAGUGUUUAAGCCUGUAAGUUUUUUUUUGUCCUACUUCAUUCUAUAGCUAAACCUUUUGUUUUUUACCAUAUCCUCAUGACAAUGUAUAAAGGCCAAAACAAGAAGAAUAAAAAAAAGUGGUUUGAAGAUCAGAGUGUAGGGGAAGUUUCACAUAGAAAUGGAAGAGGUAAACAUACAACCCGAAAUGUAACGCUACUUCCUCUUUGUGGAGGUGGAUACCUUGCUGAUACUCCUGGCUUUAACAAGCAUAAGUUGCUGAAAGUAACAAAGCAAAAACUUCCCUUGUGUUUUCCUGAGAUACGGAAAAUGGUCGAGGGAGGAAAAUGUAAAUACAAGGAUUGCUCGCAUUUAGGGGUACAAGGCUGUGCUGUGACAGGUGGUUGGGAAAGGUAUGAUUACUUUUUACAACUGCUUGAUGAGAUCAAAAUCGAUGAGGAGUGUCAACUUAAGAAGUAUGGAACCAAAAGGGAAGGUGGUGUUAGUUGCCACAUGGGAGAGAAGGGUGUGGAACAAGCUAAACCACGGAUAGAUCCCAAGAAGUAUAGGAGAGAAUCGAGGAAGACGAUGAAAGAUGAAAGAGCUAUAUUAAGACAGCAUAGAGAACAAUUAACCUAAUGAGCAGUUGAGAAUGAGAGUAAGGGACGAUGAGAAAUUCACCAAAGAGGCAAAGACAAUGUUAACUAAUGUUUUCCACAUAGAAUUCUAAGUCAUAUAAUAUGUAACCUGUUGUACAUAUGUCUUUUGUUCUCAGUUCUUUUCUGUUCAUCAACCAUAUUUGGUAAUCAAGUUAUCAAGGAAAGUGGAAACCCAGUA